CCCAUCAUGCAUUGCCCGUUGAUAAGUACAAUGACAGGCUAGGGCACAGUUUUCAUUGUAGCUGUCAAACUUUGAGGAGAAAGGACCAUCAUGGCAGAUCCCGAAGAAUUUCCUGGUCGCAUUACGCGACUUGACAAAAAUUAUGCGAACAUUUCAGUAACGGGAAAGCCUGGAACUUCCCGCCUGGACACGUCCUCUGCUCGCCGCAUCACAGGGUCGUACGUGGGAGACCUCCGUGACAUCCUGGAACCCAAUGCCCGACUGAAGGUUCGGGUUGUUCCCAUGUCAGAGGAGGCGCUCUCCAAGAUCCCUGAUCGCAUUCGGAAUGCUGUCAGAAGGAAUUCCCAAUGGGAAGUAAAGUUUUUCAGGAAAGACGUCGAGCCAGCACCGCAGCCAAGCCGGUUCGACGCCCCAGAGAAGCAUUUCACAGAUCUCAGCUAUUCCCUUAACAUACCUCGGGAUGCUAUCGGCAGGAUCAUCUCGGCAUUGCUGCAAGUCACGCAGAUGCUCAACAACACAAGUCUUCAGAAGCUUCUCCCUCUUGUGAAAUCGCAUUUCAAAGUCAAGAAUAUCCCCAACAUCGGCCAGCAUUUAGCAGCAGAAAAGGAUCUUGAAAGGAUCGUCCUCUCAUUUCCACAAUAUUUCACGAUCUCAUCAAGGCCCCCGGUCGUGAAGCGAUCUUGUGGGUUCAGCGAGGAAGUUUUCAACCCAGCAGUCACCAAGAAAGCCCUUGAGAUACAACCCGUUCGCACUAAGGGAAAUAAAAGCAAACCUUCCGGAGCAACAGCCUCAGCAGCCAGUAGUCCUGUUGAAAUAAAAGAUGUGCUGAAAUGCACUCAAAUCAUCGAAUCUGUGUCGGAUUGUAACCGAGUUCUUGAUCCGAUUCUUGACAAGGCGAAGAGGGAGAUCGUGGUCAUUGGUCUCGAUUGUGAAGGGGUAAGACUGGGGACGUCCAAGGGAUGCCUGACUCUUGUUCAGAUCUCCACCUCGGACGGGAAAGCGUUCCUCUUCGAUGCUUACAAGAAUCCCAGUCUCCUUCAAGGAAAUUCCAGUCUAAAGAAGAUACUAGAAGACAACAAUAUAUUGAAGGUGAUCCAUGACUGCAAAAGUGACACAUACUCGCUGCAUCAUGGGUUUGAUGUAAAGCUUACGAACGUUUUUGACACUUCUAUUGCGAUGCGUACAUUGAUGGAGCAACUAAACAGGUGCCGAUCCUACAGAGUCGGCUUCAACGCUCUUCAUGAGCUACUCGGAGAAGGCGCUUCACACAAAGACGAUGACUUCGUCAAGAAGAUGCUGGAGACUCCUGACUUUUGGAAGAUUCGACCGUUGACAGACGAGAUGAUCUACUACGCUUCAUCGGACGCAUUGGCUUUGGUUCCCAGCAUUUACCUCAAAAUCAAUGGAAUGCUGACACCACUUUGGCGGGAACUAUUCACAUGGUCCUGCAAAGACACCAUGGAAAGUAUCCAGAAACCCAAGCAACAGGGACAUAGUCAUGGUAACAGACAGGCAGCAUCAAGAACCAGACCAGCUAGUUCACAAAGCCGACAGCAGAGAGCUGCAUUUCUCUCUUACGGCGAUGAUUUCGAUGACGAUCCAUUGUUUUAGAGAGUCGGUCUGAUAUUGAUGACUUUUCUUUGUCCCACCUUUAAUCACUGAAUUCUCUUCGUAUUCAAUCUGGCGUUAUUUUGGUUAUAAAAAUGCAAAAAAAAAAUUACCUUAAUGGUUUGAAUAUACCGAAGCAUGAAGAUAUUUACAACAAGUAAUGUAUGCCCAUGCCCCCCCCCCCAACAAAAAAAAAAGCCGACAGCAGAGGGCAUUUCUCGUUUUCUGCGGCGAUGAUUUCUAUGACGAUCCAUUUUAUUAGAGUCGGUCUGAUAGUUUUCUUUGUCUCACCUUUGAAAAAAAAUAAUUAUCACUGAAUUCUCUUCGUAUUCAAUCGGGCGUUAUUUUGGUUAUAAAAGUGCAAAAAAAUAUCUUAAUGGUUUGAAUAUACCGAAGCAUGAAAAUAUUUACAACAAGUAAUGUAUGCCCAUGCCCCCCCCCCAAAAAAAAAAAUGGCAUAGGUAAGAUUACCAGAUGAGAUGUUAGCUGGAUGCAGCUUAUAUAUCUGAUCAUAAUUUUUUAACCACGUUCUAGUCAGAAAUGGCUAUAUUAUAGUAAAUUAUGACUAGACGAUAUGCAAAUUUGACUAAAAAAUUGUAAUUAUUAUGCACCUAAUUGAACCACUCUCAUCAGAGAAUCGUUGGUUUUUAGUAAAGGUUAAUCUUCCGCACUCCGUGACAGGGCCCUGUGAACGAUUUUUUUACAGGGGGUGCUGAUUUAAAUUAGAUAAGCGAAAACAAAAAAGUUUCACUACAAAAUGAAGGUCAUUUUAGUCCCGAGAAAUUAGACAAGAAAAAAAAGGUUUCACUGAAAAAUGUAGGCUAAUUUGGUUAUAUUUCUCCGUUUUGGCGCACCUACCAGACUUCCAGCGGGUGCUGCCUAUAGCGAAUAACACACAGCACCCCCCCCCCCCGGGGGGGGGAAUCAUGGGGUGCUUCAGCACCUCAAGCACCCCCGCUUCCCAGGGCCGUGCCCCGUAAAAGAGAAUAUAUCGCAUGCAAAUUCUUACAGGAUAUAUUGUACAAUGUAUAUAUUAAGUUUUAGUUUGAAUUAAGGUUUUUAUUCAUGUAUAAUACAGAAAGAAAACUUAACGGUGUACGCAAAAUAUGAGUCCUAAAACAGAAAACAUCAACAACACAAAAUAAACAAAUAUGUCUAAAAAUGAUAUCUGUGAAGGAAAGAAAUUGAGAUGAUCGUUAGAGGGAACCAGAAUGAAUUUUAAGACUGAUCCCGUUUUGUAGUAGUCUGAUACAAAUCUGCCGCUGCUGUUAGCAAAAGGACUCAAAUUUAUUAGUAUGAUAGUAUAACGCCUUCAUUAUUUUAAUAAUUAUCUUGAAUGAGAACACUAUGCUCCACACAAACCCAAAAUGAUUUUUGUUUUACUUUGUUACAUUGAUCAGCAAUAGACCACAGAAGAACUUGCUUGAAUAUAGAAGAAAUUAAUUGAGAGCUUCAAACAAAUAAGGAGGGGAAAAUAAGAUUUAAAGUUCAGGGUUUACUCAAGCAUGAGAUAUACAUGAAUGUGCAUUCUCGGUGAACUUCCAAACUUUCCUGUGAAAUCGGUGUUAAAAUAAAUCUUGUAUUUUUUUUUUCAACCUAAAACUUCAUGUGUGACGGAAUUAAGAAGAAUUACUCAAUAAGAUUAGCUAUUUUGUUGUAAAUUUAAGGUUUUUUUUCAUUUGAAGACAUAUUUUGGCUAUUUAAGGAGAAACGUGCCUGGCGACUUAAUGUUUGUUUAUACUUUGUGGUGAUUUAGGUCUAUAUCAUUAUCUGGGGAGUGUUUCAUUAACAUUUUCAUCCAACAAGUUGUCAGAUCUGACAUCUUUCUCUGAUGUUGAUUGGCUGAGAGGUACUGUUACUAUGGUAACUGUCGGAUAAAAUGCAUAUGGGACUUGUCGGAUAAAACGUCCGACAAGUCCUUUCAUGAAACGCCCCCCUGAUCUAAUUAACAAUAUUCUAAAUUUAUAGGCAAUUUUCUAUGUGUAAUUAACCACACGCCACUUUCAGAAUCAUCAAAAUUCGCCGUUUAGAUAUACAUGUAUAAAUACGAUAAUACUUACCUGGCCGUGGGAGGACCAUGCAGUCCGGUUGCUUUAUUCAGGUUUAACACAAGUCAUGUCUGUAUAGACUGAUACACAUAAUUAUCAUGAGAAUUCCCAGACUCGUUUCCGAGCGGGCUUUCGUAUUUAAAACGGUAAGUUUCACGUCUCGCGAGGAGUCGAAGUAAUUAUGGGGGGGGGGGGGGGGUUCGAGCAAGAAAAUCCAUUUCAAAAUUGUCCAGUUUUCCUCCAAAUUUUUUUUUAUAGCAAUAUAUAAAUUAAAUAGCAUGCGUUGUCAUUGUAUUUGAUUGUGAUACCAUUAAUGCAUCUCAUUGUUGAGGCCGACAGAAGAAGUAUGAACAAAUAAAUAUUUGAAAUUUUAUCAAAAUGAACUAACAAUUUCUCUCGGGUCAAUGUUAUGGUUACCCUAAAGCAUGGACCGAUACACGGAGGAUUAUUUUAUUGUUACUGGGGGUGCUGAGCAUUGUCACAGCACCCCCAGUAACAAUAGAUAAUCCUCCGUGGAUAGGUCCAUUCCCUAAAGCAAGUUCUAGCAUCAAAGUGGCAUGAAAAUGUAUUGUUGUAUCAAAUUUGCAUUUUUAAAAAAGAAUUAUUGUCUUGUUAAUUUCGUUUUUGUCUUCCGGGUGCAUCAUGGAUUUUCAUAAGAUGAGAGAUAAUCUCAUAUUAUGCCAAAAUAAAAUGGAAUUGAUAAUUUUCUUUAAAUUUUGAUUUUAUAUACUUGUGUAUAUAGGUAAAUUCAAUUAAAUUGUAUAUAUAUAUUAUCUUGACACAUGUAUUUCAAUAUUUCGUAAUUUACAUUGUCUACUAUGACAUUGGGUGAUCUCAAGACCGGUGUUGGCCUUGGUGUUGGUGUUGAAAUUUGGAUUGCUUGAUCCCCUAGCUCCAAAACUUAUUCCGAGUUUGUAAAACUGAUCCAGAUCACAUUAUUGACAUCUCAACAACUAGUGAGUGACUUUUCGGCCGGACCAUCUUCAUUUUAUGUAUGGUGUUAUAAUCGUGUAAAAAAUGAUCUAGCACCAACACCAAAAGGUCAACACUGAACUUGAAAUUACCCAUUGCAGUGUUAUCGUGUGAAUAUCUUUAUUCUGUGAAUUUCAAAAUGCCGUGAUAGCUUAAAAGCACAUAUUGAGCAACAUUUA
This is a messenger RNA of Lytechinus pictus (painted urchin), 4807 nucleotides long. RefSeq lists its product as uncharacterized. Lineage: Eukaryota; Metazoa; Echinodermata; Echinoidea; Temnopleuroida; Toxopneustidae. Bases 91 to 1611 code for a protein of 506 amino acids. Gene Ontology annotation, molecular function: nucleic acid binding; 3'-5' exonuclease activity. The transcript is spliced from 6 exons. The record is from RefSeq and is a predicted model, not a curated record. Gene Ontology annotation, biological process: nucleobase-containing compound metabolic process.